AUGUCGGACCACGAAGUCUAUGUGUAUAGUGGUCAGCUUGUCGAGAGCAAGGGCGAAAGCACAGCCCACCACUCCGGUGUGCACGGCGACGGUCGUAUUCAUGUCGUCGGCAUGACUGGCACCAUGUCUGCAGAUGGAUCCAUCGUUCAGUUGUGGUUGAUCAACGCGAGUCCCUCUGUUGAUUCUAGGGAGGUCGGACGACGGGAUGUUGGGGAGGCCGCUGGAAGAAACAUACAUCUUUUGGCCACUUCGUCGAAGACGUCUGCCGCGCGUGGCUCGUCAACGCCCCCGAGCAAAGCGCUGUCGCCGAUAUUCAAGAAAUGCAGCACUUUGUCAUCGCCCCAGGCUUCCUCAGCUACGCUGGUGUCGUGA
Molecule: messenger RNA, 372 nt
Organism: Fonsecaea nubica
Lineage: Eukaryota; Fungi; Ascomycota; Eurotiomycetes; Chaetothyriales; Herpotrichiellaceae
Product: mitochondrial ribosomal protein subunit S4
Exons: 1
Coding region: 1-372 (123 amino acids)
Source: RefSeq, a predicted model, not a curated record